This is a messenger RNA of Mobula hypostoma (lesser devil ray), 3113 nucleotides long. RefSeq names its product methionine sulfoxide reductase Aa (gene msraa). Gene Ontology annotation, biological process: cellular response to oxidative stress. Gene Ontology annotation, cellular component: cytoplasm. Gene Ontology annotation, molecular function: peptide-methionine (S)-S-oxide reductase activity. The record is from RefSeq and is a predicted model, not a curated record. Bases 179 to 841 code for a protein of 220 amino acids. Lineage: Eukaryota; Metazoa; Chordata; Chondrichthyes; Myliobatiformes; Myliobatidae. The transcript is spliced from 6 exons.
UGGUGACCUUGAGAAAAACAAUAUAACGAAUACAUCCACCCUCCUUGCAUUUCCAAUGAAAAGGACAGAUAUGAUACAGGCACAACCUCAACCUAGCAGCGGGCAUGUGUAAAGAUUACGCAAGACCUCUUUAUGGGCUGGGCUAAAUUGGAACCUCUUACGGUUUUUCUUCCCCGAGAUGAAAUUCUGGCAACGUUUUCUCCUCGCAAGAACACUGCUAAUGGCUUCCAGCGCUAUGAAAGAGCAAGCCUGUCCCGGAAGAACCGCAGCAACCAAAGUUUCAGAAAAACAUGUCAAUGGAAAUAGGACAGUCAAAUCAUUCCCUGAGGGACCACAGAUGGUCAUGUUUGGCAUGGGCUGUUUCUGGGGUGCUGAGAGAAAAUUCUGGACUCAGCAAGGUGUCCAUUCCACUCAAGUUGGAUAUGCUGGUGGAUCAUCGCCAAACCCAAGUUAUAAGGAAGUCUGCUCAGGGAUGACUGGCCACGCAGAAGUAGUGCGAGUUGUGUACCAGCCAGACAAAAUCUGCUUUGAAAAAUUGCUCAAGGUCUUCUGGGAGAGCCAUGACCCAACACAAGGUAUGCGGCAAGGAAACGACGUUGGCUCUCAGUACCGGUCAGUCAUUUAUCCGUACACCAAGGAGCAGAUGGCUGCGGCUCUGAAAUCUAAAGAAGUCUUUCAGGAGGAGUUAAAUAAAAAAGGAUAUGCCGAAAUCACAACUGAGAUCCGGGACGGUCAGACUUUCUACUUGGCUGAAGAAUACCACCAGCAGUACCUGAAGAAGAAUCCAGGUGGAUAUUGUGGCCUCCGUGGCACUGGGGUAUCGUGUCCAGUGGGAAUUUAGACCAUAAUAAAAUGGAGCAGAAUUGGGCCAGUCUGCUCCACCAUUUCAUCAUAGCAGAUUCAUUUAUCACUCAACCCCAUUCUCCUGCCUUCGCCCCAUAACGUUUCAUGCCCUGAUUUAUCAAGAAUCUAAUCAACCUUCACCUUAAAUACACCCAAUGACUUGGCCUUCACAACUGCCUAUGGCAAGAAAUUUCAGCUAUUUUGGGGUUCACUGCCCUCUGUUGAAAUAAAUUUCUUAUUAUCUCAGUCUAAGUGGACGCCCCUCCAUUUUGAUGUUGUGCUCUCGUCCAGAACUUCCCCACUACAGGAACCAUCCUCUCCACAUCCACUCUAUCAAAAUUCAAUAGGUUUCAAUGAAAUACCCCCUCAUUCUUCUAAAUUCCAGUGAGUACAAGCCCCAAGCCAUCAAAAUCUCCUCACAUGAUAAGCCUUUAAGUCCCAUAAUCAUUUUCAUGAAACUUCUCUGAACCCUCUCCAAUGUCAGCACAUUCUUUCUUAGAUAAGGGGCCCAAAACUCUCUCAGUACCCAAGUGAGGCCUCACCAGUGCCUUAUAAUACCUCAGCAUUACAUCCUUGUUUUCGUAUUCUAGUCCUGUCUAAAUGAAUGCUAACAUUUCAGUUGUCUUCCUCACCACUGAUUCAAUCUGCAAGUUAACCUUUAGGGAUUCCUGCACGAAGACUCCCAAGUGCCUUUGCACAUUGGAUUUUUGAAUUUAAUCCCCAUUUAGAAAAUAGUCUACAUUUUUAUUUCUUCUACCAAGGUGCAUGACCACACACUUCCCAACACUGUAUUGCAUCAACCACUUCUUUUCCCAUCUUCCUAAUUUGGCUAAGUCCUGUAGCCUCUCUGCAUCCUCAAAACAACCUGCCCCUCCACCUAUCUUCGUAUUGUCCACAAGCCUGGCCACAAAGGCAUCAAUUCCGUCUGCCAAAUCGUUGACAUACAGUGUAAAAAGAGGCAGUCCCAAUACUGGCCACCAUGGAACACCCCUAGUCACCAGCAGCCAGUCAGAAAAGGCUCACUUUUUGCCUUCUGCCAAUCAGCCAAUGCUCAAUCCUUGCUAUCAUCUUUCCUGUAAUACUAUGGAAGCUUAUUUUGCUAAGCAGCUUAUGUACGGCAUCUUGUCAAAGGCCUUCUGAAAAUCCAAGUACACAACAUUCACCCAUUCUCCUUUGUCUCUCCUGCUUGUUAUUUCCUCAGACUUCAUCUUAGAGGCAAGAUGAAGUCCCAAAAUAAACACCAUACUUUACUGCAGAUUACCUAUUUCCUAGAUAUUUGCUUUCAAAAGGGAGGGGAUGUGAAAAUGCUGAUCAAGACAAAUCUGCUGCCGGCUAUACAUUUGUUUCCCAAACUAGCUGAAAUGAUGAACAUGUACCACACUAUGUGGAAAUUUAUAACUAGUAGUUCCUGUUACGUACCCCGUAACUGGGUUGCCAAACCAGCAGAAAUGGAUCACUCAGUUGGAGUCUGGAGUACUAGAACUAAGAAAGUUUUAUUAAAGAAACAAGCAACACAGUAAUCGAAAGGAUAAUAAAUGCAACAGUUCAGUGAUGAUAAACACACAUGUGCACAGCAUUAAGAUAACAGCAUCAAUCAAGCUCUAUCGUUGUCUAGGGGUAAAUGACCAAUUUCAAAAUGACUCAAAGUUCAGUCCAGUUCAGUUCGCAGUAAUCGUUGCCAUGGCGAUGGACAAGGUGGGGGAAGAGAGACAUAGAAUGGGAACAACUGAUCAUUCAGAACGGCUUCACUCACAGACCAGCGGGAUGGCUCGCAAACAGCAUUUGGGUGGGUCCUUGGUGAUGUCACCUGAGGUCACCGACUGUGACCCCUCCUCCAGAUGCGGUCGAUCCUCUGCAGUGAACCCGGCACCCAGGCAAGGGCAGACACACACCGGGUUCCCGCUGAUCGUACCUUUCCACCCUUGUCGUUGUCUGGCAUUUCUCACCCACUCGUGAGAGGCGCACCGCUUCCAGGGUCUUGUUACCUCGGGUGGCGUGUGUGUCUGUCUUAGCGAACCUGUCCCUUUUUAUCCCCCUGCUGGGGCAUCGCCUGUCCAUCACUUCAAACAGUUCAGGGUUCAAAGGGGGGAGCCGCUCCAGACAGCUCUCUCUCCCACAUCCCUUCAUUACACAUCUCCAGACGCUGCUCCAUUGUUCCUUAUCUCUCCUUCCCCUGAGGGCAGGUGGCAGACCAACUGCUGAUGCCACUGAUGCUAGCCCAGGCCAGCAAACAUCUUAAUUUUAUGUGUAUUCUCGUAACACUUCCCCCC